This is a messenger RNA of Chaetura pelagica (chimney swift), 749 nucleotides long. RefSeq names its product CWC15 spliceosome-associated protein (gene CWC15). The record is from RefSeq and is a predicted model, not a curated record. The transcript is spliced from 7 exons. Bases 11 to 637 code for a protein of 208 amino acids. Gene Ontology annotation, molecular function: RNA binding. Gene Ontology annotation, cellular component: catalytic step 2 spliceosome. Gene Ontology annotation, biological process: mRNA cis splicing, via spliceosome. NCBI's taxonomy places the organism in Eukaryota, Metazoa, Chordata, Aves, Apodiformes, Apodidae.
AGUAGUUAAAAUGACCACAGCAGCGAGGCCAACAUUUGAACCUGCCAGAGGAGGAAGAGGAAAAGGUGAAGGAGACUUAAGUCAGCUAUCAAAACAAUAUUCCAGCAGAGACCUUCCUUCUCACACUAAAAUAAAAUACAGGCAGGCCACUCAAGAUGCUCCCGAGGAGGUGCGCAACCGUGACUUCAGAAGGGAGCUGGAGGAGAGAGAGAGGGUGGCUGCAAGAGAAAAGAAUAGAGACAGACCAACCAGAGAACACACAACAUCAUCUUCUGUGUCUAAGAAGCCUCGGCUAGACCAGAUUCCUGCAGCAAACCUUGAUGCAGAUGAUCCACUUACUGAUGAGGAUGAUGAAGAUGAGGACUUGGAAGACAGUGAUGACGAUGACACUGCAGCUCUUCUGGCUGAACUAGAAAAAAUAAAGAAAGAACGAGCUGAGGAACAGGCUCGAAAGGAACAAGAGCAGAAGCCAGCCCUGCCCCAGGCAAACUUCAAAGUGAAGAGGAGAUGGGAUGAUGAUGUUGUCUUCAAGAAUUGUGCCAAGGGGAUAGAUGAAAAUAAAAAGGACAAAAGAUUUGUGAAUGAUACCCUGCGAUCAGAAUUCCACAAGAAGUUCAUGGAAAAAUAUAUCAAGUAGUACAGGUUUAUGUUCCCUGGUGCUGAAGGACUUGGAAGGUCAUGGUUAUUCCCUCCCUCUCCCUCAGAAUUCAAAGCUGAAUACAUGGUCAUGAAUUCCCAAAUGCUUUUCC